Messenger RNA from Peromyscus californicus insignis, 4363 nucleotides. RefSeq names its product adenosine monophosphate deaminase 3 (gene Ampd3). NCBI's taxonomy places the organism in Eukaryota, Metazoa, Chordata, Mammalia, Rodentia, Cricetidae. Gene Ontology annotation, biological process: AMP metabolic process; IMP salvage. The transcript is spliced from 15 exons. The record is from RefSeq and is a predicted model, not a curated record. The coding region runs from base 597 to 2897 and encodes 766 amino acids. Gene Ontology annotation, cellular component: cytosol. Gene Ontology annotation, molecular function: AMP deaminase activity.
ACAUAUGUAUCGUUUAUAAAUACGUAGACUGUAAGCAUCAGGCUAUGAAGUAGAAAGAAUAAAAUUUGGUACUUAAAUGAGACAGCUCUGCAAUGAGUGAGGACAGGUAGUGGCAAUAACUUAGAGAACGAAACACAAGUCAAGGCUGGGUCCCCAGUGUGGAUUAAAGACUGGGUGCUUGGUGAUGUCAAGACUAGAAACACAGGCAGGCCAUUAGGAGUUGAGCCUGGGGCCCUCUGGUUGAGAAGCUCUCUACUAUGAUAGCACCUGCUGCUCUGGAGUGUUCUGGGCCUACGAGGGGAUUCAAAAGCUAUUAGCAGGCGGGAGGCUGUUAAAGCCAUGGGGAUGGGCCUGGAUUCUCUGAGUGAGCUGAGGGAGUGAUCCAGGGAGCUGGCAUCCUGAGAUUCUCCGGAGCAGAAGCAGCAUAAUGGAAAACCAGGCCAUGGAAGCUGAGAAACCGGUCACCCAAGCCAGAGGAAAGUGUGCCUCACGCAGCGUGGUUGUGCGAGGUCGGCAGGCACCGGGUGCUAACUUUGGGAGCUGUGUUCCAGGGAGGAAGGAGUGGUCAACAGACUCCAGUGCUUGAAAGAGCCGAGAUGCCUCGCCAGUUCCCCAAGUUGAACAUGUCCGAUUUGGACGAGCAGGUCCGGCUGUUGGCAGAGAAGGUGUUCGCUAAGGUGCUCCGAGAAGAGGACAGCAAAGAUGUUAUGUCCCUGUUCACUGUCCCCGAGGACUGUCCCAUCGGGCAGAAGGAAGCCAAGGAGAGAGAGCUCCAGAAGGAGCUGGCAGAGCAGAAGUCUGUGGAGACGGCAAAAAGAAAGAAGAGUUUCAAGAUGAUCCGGUCGCAGUCUCUGUCCCUGCAGAUGCCAACACAACAAGACUGGAAGGGCCCUCCAACUGUCAGUCCGGCCGUGUCUCCUGUAACCCCUCUGGUCCCCGGAGCCACUUCCAAGCCUGGGCCAGCACCCUAUGCCAUGCCCGAGUAUCAGCGGGUCACUAUCAGUGGAGAUUACUGUGCGGGGAUCACUGUAGAAGACUAUGAACAGGCUGCCAAGAGUCUGGCCAAGGCCCUGAUGAUCAGGGAGAAGUAUGCACGGCUUGCCUACCACCGUUUCCCACGGACCACAGCCCAGUACCUGGCUCAUCAGGGGGAAAGUGCACCUUUGGAAGAGGGUCUCCCAGACUUCCACCCUCCCCCACUGCCCCAAGAAGACCCUUAUUGCCUGGAUGAUGCGCCCCCCAACCUGGGCUAUCUGGUCCGCAUGCAGGGAGGCAUUCUUUUUGUAUAUGACAACCAGACGAUGCUGGAACGCCAGGAGCCCCACAGCCUGCCCUACCCUGACCUGGAAACCUACAUCGUGGACAUGAGCCAUAUUCUGGCGCUCAUCACCGAUGGCCCCACAAAAACCUAUUGUCAUCGGCGACUGAACUUUCUGGAAUCCAAGUUCAGCCUUCAUGAGAUGUUAAACGAGAUGUCAGAGUUCAAGGAAUUGAAGAGUAACCCCCACAGAGACUUCUAUAAUGUGAGAAAGGUGGACACGCACAUUCACGCAGCGGCCUGCAUGAAUCAGAAGCACUUGCUGCGCUUUAUCAAGCACACGUACCAGACAGAGCCUGACAGAACUGUGGCCGAGAAGCUAGGUCGGAAGAUCACUCUACGGCAGGUGUUCGACAGCCUGCACAUGGACCCCUACGACCUCACCGUGGACUCGCUGGACGUCCAUGCGGGCCGGCAAACGUUCCACCGCUUUGACAAGUUCAACUCCAAGUACAACCCCGUGGGAGCCAGUGAGCUUCGGGACCUGUAUCUGAAGACUGAAAACUUCCUGGGAGGAGAGUACUUUGCUCGGAUGGUCAAGGAGGUGGCCCGGGAACUGGAGGACAGCAAAUACCAAUACUCAGAACCACGACUCUCCAUCUAUGGCCGAAGUCCCCAGGAGUGGUCCAGCCUGGCCCGCUGGUUCAUCCAACACAAGGUCUACUCACCCAACAUGCGCUGGAUCAUCCAGGUGCCCCGGAUCUAUGACAUAUUUAGGUCAAAGAAACUACUGCCCAACUUUGGGAGGAUGCUGGAGAACAUUUUCCUGCCCCUUUUCAAGGCUACCAUCAACCCCCAAGAUCACCGGGAGCUUCACCUCUUCCUCAAAUACGUGACAGGGUUUGACAGCGUGGAUGAUGAGUCCAAGCACAGUGACCACAUGUUCUCAGACAAGAGUCCCAGUCCAGACCUCUGGACCAGUGAGCAGAACCCACCCUACAGUUACUACCUGUACUACAUGUAUGCCAACAUCAUGGUGCUGAACAACCUUCGCAGGGAACGAGGCCUGAGCACGUUCCUAUUCCGGCCUCACUGUGGGGAGGCAGGCUCCAUCACCCACCUAGUGUCCGCCUUCCUGACUGCUGACAACAUUUCCCACGGGCUGCUCCUCAAGAAGAGUCCUGUAUUGCAAUAUCUCUACUACCUUGCUCAGAUCCCUAUUGCCAUGUCUCCUCUCAGCAACAACAGCCUGUUUCUGGAAUAUUCCAAGAACCCGCUUCGGGAAUUCCUGCACAAAGGACUGCAUGUCUCUCUCUCCACCGAUGACCCCAUGCAGUUCCAUUACACCAAGGAAGCACUCAUGGAGGAGUACGCCAUCGCAGCCCAAGUGUGGAAGCUGAGCACAUGUGAUCUGUGUGAGAUCGCCAGGAACAGCGUGCUGCAGAGCGGCCUCUCGCAUCAGGAAAAGCAGAAGUUUUUGGGUCAGAAUUAUUACAAAGAAGGACCGGAGGGCAAUGAUAUCCGCAAGACAAAUGUCGCGCAGAUCCGGAUGGCGUUCCGCUACGAGACCCUGUGCAAUGAGCUCAGCUUCCUGUCCGAUGCCAUGAAGUCCGAGGAGAUCACAGCCCUGACCAAAUAGGCCCAGUGUUCCACACACACUUUCACCUUUUGGUUUAAUUUCAAGUCUGCUGGGGCGAAUGGUGGCCAAGAUCUCAAACGAGGGCUUCUGUCUGUGACAAGGCUGCCUCUGAAGAAAUCUCAAAUUCCUGAUUUGGGUUGCACUUUAUCAACAUGCCCAUUCUGAGCCAGAUGCUGGCCAGCUCUGGUGGGGGAGCUGGGAGCUGGCACUUGUGUCUACUUGUUCCUGAUUUUCCACGUUUCUCUUGGGAUUGCCAGUGCUUUCAUGGUUGGGGCUGGGACUUUGCAAGGCUGAAUACCAAGUGACACACAGUGUCUGCCACACUCCUCUCAGCAGGCCCUGUGGAGUAGUUCCCAUUUCAGCAUCUGAUGGCUGGCUGCCUUAAACCCCCUUCAAAGCCCCCUUUCAUAAAGGGGCUACUUUGAGAGAAAAUGUGAGGCUCCCUUGUUGAUUUGUGCAUUUUAAAAUGCGUUUCUUCACCUGUUUAGCCCCUCCUCCCUACCUCGUUAGGAAGCAUAGUACAUCCACUGAUACCACCCGCUCCUGUUGUGUGUUAAUUUUCCUCAUCCAGGACUCAAUGAGUCAUCUCAAAUCGUGGGCUGUGAAUCCAUUUCAUGGAGCACUCCAGGGCUGGGGAAGACACAGGGUGAGGUUCUGGGGCUGUUAACAUCAUAUUGUCCUCUUAAUGAAGGCCUCUGAAAAGCACAGGGCCUCUGUUCCUUUUGCUUCUAAUAGCCUAUGAUUGCAGCUGUUACCACCUUCCCCCAGGAGUCGGCCCAGGGCAGUGAAACACUCUUAAGGACACACAGGACUAGAACCAGGUCCCUGAUCCAGUCUUUCUCCCUCUCUUUCUUUAGGAUUCACAAAUGUUAGAUUUUUUUUAAAAAUCACUUUAACAUGGUGCAUUUUAUUUUAAAACACAGAUUUCUUCAGAAGCUAUCAAGGUCCCAGGGACCAGGUAGAAAGUUUUUAAGAUCAAUGUGGAGUUAAACUUUAUCAGACUACUCAUCUUUGUUACUAGUGCCUAGAACACAGUAGGUGCUCAAUAAAUGCAUAUGAAAUAACUGACUGACUUUCUCUUUUGGCAUCUGUGUGUGCAGAAUACUCAACAAUGUUCAAAGACCUUCCUAUUCACAAGGUAGAAGUCCUUCUGAAUCACUGCUAGAUGAACCUAAUUUUACCUGGAAGAUGCUUAUUUGAUUGUAGAGUAUCUCAUCCUGUGACUCUGUUGUUCUCCCAGUGGUCACUGCAGCUUAUGGAACCAUGCCAUCCUCUUACUAGGCAAAUCUACUAUCUCACAUGGCUGAUUAUGAAACUGAAUGAAAGCCUGUCAUUAUCUGAGGGAUUAUUUUUGAAAAGCCUCCAUUUGUAUACAUUUGCCCAAACAUAGCAAGUAUUGUACAGAUUUUUCAUUGUAUCAAAUACUUUUCUAAAAAAACUACAAAUAAAGUCUCUUAGGACUGUGA